This is a messenger RNA of Doryrhamphus excisus (bluestripe pipefish), 2173 nucleotides long. RefSeq names its product polycomb group ring finger 3 (gene pcgf3). The record is from RefSeq and is a predicted model, not a curated record. Lineage: Eukaryota; Metazoa; Chordata; Actinopteri; Syngnathiformes; Syngnathidae.
AUGAACACACACGCACGCACACAAAGAACACACACACACUCUCUCUCUCUUUUUCUCUCGCUCUCUUUUUUUACCCCCUCCCUCUCUCCCGCUGCUUCCCCGGCUCAGUGCGCAUGCGUCGCGCUGCUCCGGGAGCGCUGUUCGGCCUGUUCCGCGGCCGCUCGGUCAUUUUCGCCUCUUUGUUGUACUGCUAGUGGAUUUAAACUCGGAUCCGACCCAAUAUCCAGCUGACUCCGGCGCCCUCAAACAGGGCAGCAAGACAAAGUACACAGUGUUGACACGAAGGCCGUCAGUGGCACCUUGAUGCAUGAUGUCAGGAAGACAGCGUCCGCUGGCUCUGAUGAGAGGCUGUUCAUGAUGCGGAGCUAACGCUGUCGGCUGCACACCCGCAGGAAGAGUCGUGGACGCCUCCACAUCCACAGCCCACGCAUGGCGGUAUUAGGGAACCCCGACAUGCUGACGAGGAAAAUCAAGCUGUGUCACAUCAACGCCCACAUCACAUGUCGACUGUGUGAGGGCUACCUGAUCGACGCCACCACCGUCACCGAGUGUUUGCACACGUUCUGUCGAAGCUGCCUUGUGAAGUAUUUGGAGGAAAACAACACGUGUCCCACAUGCAGGAUUGUUAUUCAUCAGAGCCAUCCACUACAGUACAUAGGCCAUGACAGAACAAUGCAAGACAUUGUGUACAAGUUGGUACCCGGACUUCAAGAGGCGGAGAUAAAGAAGCAGAGGGACUUCUAUCAGAAACUGGGCAUGGAGGUUCCUGGCGACAUUAAAGGGGAGCUUUGCAACAUGAAGACGCAUCUAGACCAGCACAACGGGGACGCCAAGUCAGAAGACACGGCCAAUAAGGAAGCGGGAGAGGAGAAACCAGAGGAGGACAACGACUAUCACCGUAGCGACGAGCAGGUCAGCAUCUGCUUGGAGUGUAACAGCAGCAAACUUCGAGGCCUAAAACGUAAAUGGAUCCGCUGCUCAGCACAAGCCACCGUCCUCCACCUCAAGAAGUUCAUCGCCAAAAAGCUCAACUUGACGUCCUUUAACGAGUUGGACAUUUUAUGCAACGAGGAAAUCCUGGGCAAGGACCACACUUUAAAAUUUGUGGUAGUGACAAGAUGGAGAUUUAAGAAAUCGCCCCUCCUGCUCCAUUACAGACCCAAGAUGGAUCUGCUGUAGCGAAAACGGACACUUUUUAUUUUUUAUUUUUAUGUUGUUCCUUCCCCCCCCCAUCCCCCCCCCCCCCCCCCCCCCCCCCGGCGUCCGCAGACUGUGCUGACUCAUCUUUUUAACAAACGUAUGCAAAGACGAUCAACCAACAGCGAGCAAACGCCACAACAGACGACACUCACACAAGCCAGCAGCUCGGGAUGGUCAAAAAGGAAGGGGAGGGGCUUACGCCUCCCGCGCAGGUACUGCAACACUGGCGGCUUUUUUUUUGUCUUGUUUGUUUUAGGAACAAAAAAUGUUUUUUUGUAAAUGUUGAUUUUUUUGCGCUACAUCCGAGAUAUGUGAAGAGGAAAAGAACAAAAAAAAAAAACUAGAAAUGGAGAUAAAGCAUAUAUUUAUACUUUUGUACAGUUUAAGAGACUAAAGACACUACUGGUGCUCUGUUUACAUGCAAACGAGAUGUCGGGAAUCACAUGACCAUCUUUUGGCCAAUGGAAACGGAGAAUGGUUUUAUAUGAAAUGUUUUUUUUCUUCUUUCUCGGGAGCACGGAAAGUUUAUGGCAAAGAUUUUUUAUAACAGGCGUCCAUCCUAAGCUGGUUAUCAAGUAAAAUGUCUCUGAAUGUGUCCCCCCCCCCCGUUCUUUUUUUUGUCGUCUCUUUGCUAUUGAUGAUUGUCAAUUGUGAAUAGGCUGAAUUGUGUAGUAAUUUAUGUUCUAUAUAGCGAUAUUGUACAUAGAAUGUGCGCCUAGAGAGUGUGAGAGACUUGAGACUGUUAAUUUGAGCGCAUCCAGAAGUGCUAUCGGUAUCUUAUCAGUAUCAUUUGUUCUUUUCUUUUUCCACUUGAAACCAAAACCAUGUGGGAAAAAAAACAACUUAAUUUACUUCUAUUAAGUCAAUCAAACGUCUGGCGUGUAGGUAAACAACAAAAGUAAAGCCGCAAAGUACACUAAAUUAUAUAAUAAGAUUACGCAAUACCAUCACAGCCCCCCCGCCCCCCUCCAAA